Striga hermonthica is the source of this 476-nucleotide messenger RNA. The record is from the annotation of a GenBank genome assembly. NCBI's taxonomy places the organism in Eukaryota, Viridiplantae, Streptophyta, Magnoliopsida, Lamiales, Orobanchaceae.
AAAGCCCGUGGACUUGGGCUUUGUCCCCACUAUGGCCAACUGCUUAGGCUGGUUAGGGCGAGCGUCCUUCCCAGUUUGGGCAGUGGCAUCAAUCACAGUCUUGCCCUUGUCCUUAGACCCCUUUGGAGUCUCGGGCGUACGGAGAGGGCUUUUGCCCUUUCCCUUUGGGUCCCUCCUGCCGUUGGAGGGCCCUGGCUGCGCGGCGCGAUGACGCUGCGGAAGCGUGGGCCGUGGCUUAUUGCCACUAAUGUAGCAAUCAGCCGCAAUGUGACCCACGUGGCUGCACAAAUUGCAGAACGCGGGGAUCUUCUCAUAGAUCACCCGCUGAACAAAGGACUCGGAGCCCUGUUCAAUCUCGAUCUCAUGGACGAGCUCCGCUCUGAGAUCUAUCUCGACACAGAAUCGCGCCACGCUAACCCUCGUCUGAAGGGCCGUGUGGGCGUCAAUACGAAUCGGCUGCCCAAUACACUUAGCAA